AUGUUCCAAAAGUUCCAUAAAAACACAUCGGGUUUUGCCAUUUCGAUCACCGCUCGCUCUGGCGAGGGACUCGAGAAGACAAAGAAAGAAUGUGUUGCAGCUGGGAUCAAGGAGGAUAAAGUUGUGAUCACUGUCGGUGAUUUGAUGUUGGCCGAAACGGCUGAGAAAGUCGUGAAGAACACAAUUGAGAAGCUUGGAUCGAUCGAUGUUUUGGUAAACAAUACUGGUUUCCUCCAUUUCGGAGCCAUUUCAACGUCGACUAUCGAAGAUUUCGAUAAGCAGAUGAACUUGAACUUGAGGAGUCUUCAUCAAUUGACCCGUCUCGUCAUUCCACAUAUCUUGAAAUCGAAGGGAAACAUCGUCAAUGUGAGCAGUGCGGGUUCGCAGAUGCCGGUUCCAGGCUGUGGCUUCUAUUGUAUGUCAAAAGCAGCUCUUGAUAUGUACACAAAAUGCUUGGCACUCGAGUUAGCACCACAAGGAGUUCGAGUUAACAGCAUCAACCCCGGAUUGGUGAUGACAGAGUUCUCAGUGAACGCCGGUUUGGCUGACGCCACUAAUAAAAAAGAACGAUAUAAUCAACUCGGCGCCACAAACCCAAUUGGACGAGCCGCUUCACCGGAAGAGAUAGCCAAAACAAUCUACUUCUUGGCUAGCAAGAGCAGCGCCUUCACAACGGGAACAAUAAUGAUCAGUGAUGGUGGAAGAUUGUUGGGAACAGCUCCACAAUUGAAA
This is a messenger RNA of Mesorhabditis belari, 732 nucleotides long. NCBI's taxonomy places the organism in Eukaryota, Metazoa, Nematoda, Chromadorea, Rhabditida, Rhabditidae. The record is from the annotation of a GenBank genome assembly.